Molecule: messenger RNA, 825 nt
Organism: Blepharisma stoltei
Lineage: Eukaryota; Ciliophora; Heterotrichea; Heterotrichida; Blepharismidae
Source: the annotation of a GenBank genome assembly
AUGAUUUCUAGAGCGACCCAUUAUGCAGGCUUCCAAAGCUAUGGACAAAAGCCUAUAACGACUCUCAAGCCAGGCCAGAACUCGCUGGAAAGGCAAUAUUAUGAUAAAGUCUCUGGGGUAAAGGAAGAAGAAGGAUAUCUUACUCCCCCCCUCCGUGAGUGAACAAAAAAAUUUUGUUUAACUCACGGAGGGGGGUUAAUUUUGUUUUUAAAAAAAAUUUAUAUAUAUAAAUUUUAUAGAAAAUAUUUUUUUUCGAAAUUUAAAAAAAUCCUAAUUCGCAAAAAUUGGAAAGCAAAUAUUAAUUUAAUUUAUAAAAUUUAUGUUUUAAAAAGCAAUUUGUUAAAAAUUAAACAGAAUUGCUCGAGAUUUCAUUAUAAUAAUUAUCACUUAUAUAUCAAAAUUUUUUCCAUAAAAAAUUUGUUCUAUUAAAAAAAUUUUGUUCACUCACGGAGGUGGGUUUUUGAGCAAAAAAUAGCGAUUUUUCUAAUGGUUUUGUUACUCACGGAGGGGGGGGGAGUUAGCAACUAUGACAGGUGGCAUUCGGUCUAUGGGAGCAGAAUGAGCGAUACUGUCACUCCUGUUGACUACUUAAUAAGGCCAAGAAAGCCUGUAUUCGAUAAAACUGGAAAGUUCAUUGUCCAGUCAGGCCAAGAAGAAAAAACAGAGCCAAAUCCACAUAUGACAAGUCAUUGGCGUACUGUUUAUGGUGGAGAUUUCGAAGGAAAAUCGCUUAACUCAAAAGCAAAGAGACCAGAGUGGAGCUAUCACCAGGAGCCUCAUAAAGUUAGAAUGCCAGCUGAUUUUUAUCGAUCAAAAUAUUCUUAA